This is a messenger RNA of Fomitopsis serialis, 3000 nucleotides long. RefSeq lists its product as uncharacterized. The coding region runs from base 1 to 3000 and encodes 999 amino acids. Gene Ontology annotation, molecular function: protein binding. The transcript has 3 exons. The record is from RefSeq and is a predicted model, not a curated record. Lineage: Eukaryota; Fungi; Basidiomycota; Agaricomycetes; Polyporales; Fomitopsidaceae.
AUGUCUUUCCCACGGAAGCUCGCUGGCGUCGCCGAGAACGGAGUCCGUUCGCGUCCAGACUUCCUAGACUUGUGGCGGUACACCGCUGACUAUAUGUCCAUUUGCCGGCACGUAUUGCUACGAGCGUACAUACCGAGACAUGUUAUUACGACACUCCAUAUUGCUCGACGACCUCUUUCGCGUGCUCUGCCCCUAUCUCGACCAAAGCUAUAUGCAAGCGGUCCCUCCGAAGUCGCGCCGAGUGGCGAAGGAAGGGGAGUCCAGCAGGACGCGGACUCGGCUCGUGACGACGGUACCCGUGCACCGGGUGCGGGUGAAGAAGGAUGGGGUCGUGUCGAGCGGGUCAAACGGGCACUACUCCCUUCAUGGCUGGUUGACGAGACCGCGCAGCAGACGGAAGCCGAAGGUGAAACGUCAAACUCCGAAUCCAAGGAAUCGACCCCUGACACGGGAGAGGAUCCAUUGGUCGCCUAUAUCGCGCAGCGACGACAGGGCAACGUCCUGUUCCACAGAUUGGGGGACAGCCCGCACAAAAUAUUCGAGGUACUGGAGGCUGCUACGAGGAAACGGCGGACGGAUGUCAUUCAGCUUCUUGUGGUGGACGUGGUGGAGAAUGGACACCUCCUCGGUCCGCAGCUACGCGUUGGGCUCAUCGAACGCCUCCUUCUGCUUACGGAAAAGGAUUUGCUGGCCAAGAAGCAGGCGCUCACGCUAUUGGAGAGCGUACAGUCGUUCACCCAGCUCGUAACAAUACCUGAAGCAACCAGGCUAACCGUCGCCGCAGCUAUUCUAGCCAUGCCUCGUAACCCCACCCUCGACUCCCGACUUUUGGACAUGCUCGCUCUUCUCCUGCUCGAUUACAUGAACAGGGUUUCAGAGCGCGCCAGGGCAAACCCACAGCCGACGGCUAUGUCCCUACGGGCUACUUCCGUAAUGUAUCUCCUCACUUAUGACCUCGCAGCCUUAGGCCUGCAACGGCGCUCCUUGGACAUCGUGAACUCCCUUGUUCAUAUUAACAGGCUCUCCCCCUACGCGAUACAGAAAGCGGAUCUCUCCUCGGGCGAUUUUGCUCGAAUCGUGCUCUUCGCACUUGUCCGCUCGUCUACCUCGUGGGGAUGGCGCCGUCUUUCCACCGCUCUCAUAGAGCGCGUGCUCCCCACCAUGAAUCUCAUCACUCCCGACGUUGGCGAGCUGGCUGUGGAGGUGCUGCGAUCCCAGGUCACGGACACGAGAGACAAGACAAUAGAGUCCGCCACUGCUAUUGUCGUCCAGCUCAUGGAGCGUUGUCCUGGAUUCAAGAUCCCGCAGCCGGUGUUGCAAGACUUCUAUGUGGGCGCCGAGCGACACCGCUGCCCGGAGCUUGCUGAGAUGGUGUACAGCGUCUCGCAGUCGGAUCUGGUCCGCAAGUAUCACAAGCACGCCUAUCUGCCUCCGGACAAGGGCACGCUCCGCUGGUUCCUCAGGUACCUCACAGACAAGCAGAAACACACGCACCUCGCGCGUGUGCUCGCCUCCCAGCUAGUCGACGAGAACAUCCCGAUCGCGCUGCAGUUCCGCGCACCUGUCAUCGCGAUCCUGGCCGCGCAGGGCUUUGCGUCGCAGGCCCGCGCGCUCUGGGAGCGCUACGCCGACAGCAAGGAGCCCGAGGUUGUGGUGGGCAACGCGGCCGCGAUGCUCCGGUUGGUCAGCCUGUUCGUGAGCUUGAGCAAGCGAUCGGAGUCCAGCAUCCUGAAGGAGGGUGCCCCGCCCUCGGCAGUGCCCGUGCCCGACGUUGUGGAUGCUGCAGUUGCCAGCAUGGUGCGCGAAGAGAGCGAAGAGCCUUCGUUGGGUGGAAGUUCUGGAACCUCAUCUCCGAUAGCCGGUCUAACGCAUUCUGGCGGUGCACAAGACUGGUCCAGUGCGUCGUUGCAGCCCAACGUGGUAGGAGAGGAUGAAUCUGGUAUACCUUGUACUCAAGUUACCGAACGUUCCCUUCUGGAAGAACUAACGCAUGCAUGCGCUAUCGAAGGUGAUCCGAAGGUCGUUAAUGAAGACGUAGACGCAACACGAGCCUCGGGCGGGGAUCUCCCUGUAGAAUCUGAUCCGUCCCAACCUUUAUCUGCGGAGACGACCGAAACCGAGGCAAGCGACGAACAGGCGGAAUUGUCGGGGCUACACGCGGACGAGGCCAAGCGGAAGGGCUCCGACUUCAGGGAAUUCGCCGAGCGGGUGUUCAAUACGUUCCGGAGGAGUCGCGCGCCAUACAAGGGGGCGCACCACUGGGAGCUGACCGCGAUGGCGCGUGCGAGCUUCAUGCUGGGCCACCUGGAGGAGGGCCUGGACGUGUUCAGGUACUUCUUCCGCGCACGUAAGGUGCCGGACAUGUACGACAUCAACGUCGCGCUCGCGGUCCUCGCGGAGCACAACCCGCCUGCGGCGGCGCGCGUCAUCGAGCGCAUGAUCCGGAUGGGCCUCGAGCCUGACGCGGUCUCCUUCGGGUCCGUCAUCCACCACGCCGUCCUCCGCGGCGACAUGCCGCUCGUGUCCGCGCUGAUACGCCGCUCGCGCGAGGUCGGCGUGAGGCGGCUCUCGUACAAGACGGUGGGGACUCUCCUGCACGCAGGGGUCACCCUCCCGGACGAAGAUGGACGGGUGUCGCCGCGCGCGCAGCUGCAGAGCUCGAGUGACCUCGUCGACUCGCUUCUGCAGGCGGGGACGGUGCCCUCUCCGCGGAUGGGGCGUGACUGUGUUGCCGCUGCGCUCAGGGCGGACGACUCGGAGAUGGCGUUCAGGUUCUGGCGGCUGCUCGUGAAGGACAAGGUGCAGUGGGACGACGAGGCCCAGGCGAGGACGCGUCAGUUGAUCGCGAAGCGGAUACAGAAGCAUUACGUCGCGGGACGGGUGGACGAGACUCAGGCGCGCAGCAUGCUGCGUGAACUCAAGGAGCGUCUUGUCCCGCUUGGGGGCGCAGGGACGGAGGCGGCGGCAACAGACAUUGCCAGCGAAACGCGCGACGAUUGA